This is a messenger RNA of Peniophora sp. CBMAI 1063, 834 nucleotides long. NCBI's taxonomy places the organism in Eukaryota, Fungi, Basidiomycota, Agaricomycetes, Russulales, Peniophoraceae. The record is from the annotation of a GenBank genome assembly.
AUGUCGCUCUCUUUCCAGCGUGACUCCCGUGUCUUGCUUGCAUCUUCGGCCGGUUUCCCCAGGCCCCUGUUCAGCUUCGAGUGCCCGUUCGGCCCUCUCGACGGUAUCAAGACGGAGCGUUCGUGGGCUUUCGCUCAAGCCGCGAGCUAUGGACGCUUGCAUAGCGCUCGCGCGAGAUCGAGAAUAGGAGAUACCGGCGGUCUGAUGUGGUACACUGGUUUAGAUGACGCCAGUCUUCUUGCAUUCGGUCGUGUCGUCGCAGAGCAACUCGAACGAGCAUGUUGCGGGAAGGCCAUGCUCGCCGGCUGUUUGCGUCCUUCGGAUCGUGUUCGGGAUCCAGGAGAUUUUUUGCUGUGGCUCUCGUUGGAGCAUGAAGGGACGAAGAUGCUUCUUGCGAUUGCGUGGCGACUACCCAGAGUUUGGGACCCCAAAACAAGGGAGGCCUUGGCGGCUCUGAGCGCAACGCUUACGAGGACUCUGGAGGAGUACUGUGCCAUAAUCUCGAUGACGCCGUCGAACGUUGUACGAGUUUGGAGCACCGAGUUCGUCAAUGAACAAGAAUCAGCGCUCGCGUGGUCGCUCAAUCUCAGGAGUCGGUCGGUCAGCGAAGCGGCCAUGGAUGGCUGGCGCUCGUGGCAAGCUAUCAACCAGGCAUUGUUACCAGUGCGUCGUGUCGACGCCCAUGCGUUUGGCAUGCUUUUGUUGGGCGUCGAGAGGCAGGCUUUGGGUCUGCCCCAGACUGUACCCCACUAUCCCGACGAGAUGCCUUGUCAAACUGCGGCCGUACUUGCUCUCCUUGAUCAACUGUCGGAUGGUCUACCUAUUCGCGCCUAG